Messenger RNA from Procambarus clarkii (red swamp crayfish), 1230 nucleotides. RefSeq names its product periaxin-like. The record is from RefSeq and is a predicted model, not a curated record. Lineage: Eukaryota; Metazoa; Arthropoda; Malacostraca; Decapoda; Cambaridae.
AUGACGGGAUUGUUACCCAAGCCGCGAUUGUCUUCUGUUGUUGAUGUGAGGUCACCCAAGCCGCGAUUGUCUUCUGUUGUUGAUGUGAGGUCACCCAAGCCGCGAUUGUCUUCUGUUGUUGAUGUGAGGUCACCCAAGCCGCGAUUGUCUUCUGUUGUUGAUGUCAGGUCACCCAAGCCGCGAUUGUCUUCUGUUGUUGAUGUGAGGUCACCCAAGCCGCGAUUGUCUUCUGUUGUUGAUGUCAGGUCACCCAAGCCGCGAUUGUCUUCUGUUGUUGAUGUGAGGUCACCCAAGCCGCGAUUGUCUUCUGUUGUUGAUGUCAGGUCACCCAAGCCGCGAUUGUCUUCUGUUGUUGAUGUCAGGUUACCCAAGCCGCGAUUGUCUUCUGUUGUUGAUGUGAGGUUACCCAAGCCGCGAUUGUCUUCUGUUGUUGAUGUCAGGUCACCCAAGCCGCGAUUGUCUUCUGUUGUUGAUGUCAGGUCACCCAAGCCGCGAUUGUCUUCUGUUGUUGAUGUCAGGUCACCCAAGCCGCGAUUGUCUUCUGUUGUUGAUGUCAGGUCACCCAAGCCGCGAUUGUCUUCUGUUGUUGAUGUCAGGUCACCCAAGCCGCGAUUGUCUUCUGUUGUUGAUGUCAGGUCACCCAAGCCGCGAUUGUCUUCUGUUGUUGAUGUCAGGUUACCCAAGCCGCGAUUGUCUUCUGUUGUUGAUGUCAGGUCACCCAAGCCGCGAUUGUCUUCUGUUGUUGAUGUCAGGUCACCCAAGCCGCGAUUGUCUUCUGUUGUUGAUGUCAGGUCACCCAAGCCGCGAUUGUCUUCUGUUGUUGAUGUCAGGUCACCCAAGCCGCGAUUGUCUUCUGUUGUUGAUGUCAGGUCACCCAAGCCGCGAUUGUCUUCUGUUGUUGAUGUCAGGUCACCCAAGCCGCGAUUGUCUUCUGUUGUUGAUGUCAGGUUACCCAAGCCGCGAUUGUCUUCUGUUGUUGAUGUCAGGUCACCCAAGCCGCGAUUGUCUUCUGUUGUUGAUGUCAGGUCACCCAAGCCGCGAUUGUCUUCUGUUGUUGAUGUCAGGUUACCCAAGCCGCGAUUGUCUUCUGUUGUUGAUGUGAGGUCACCCAAGCCGCGAUUGUCUUCUGUUGUUGAUGUCAGGUCACCCAAGCCGCGAUUGUCUUCUGUUGUUGAUGUCAGGUCACCCAAGCCGCGAUUGGCUGUGGAAGCUGUCAUUGGCAGGAUGUGA